AUGGUUCUUGCCGUGUUGGCGCAGGCAGCUCCGUCUCAGCUCCCGCGAAUUAUCCGUCCGAAAAUCGAUAAGCUUUCCAUUCUGGGCGUCCGAUCUUUCGACAACACCCGAAGCGAGACUAUCCAAUUCCACACGCCGUUGACUUUGAUUGUAGGAUACAAUGGAUCGGGAAAGACUACAAUCAUUGAAUGCCUCAAAUAUGCGACGACCGGCGACUUACCACCCAACAGCAAGGGUGGCGCGUUCAUCCAUGACCCCAAGCUGUGUGGAGAGAAAGAGGUUCUUGCCCAGGUGAAAUUGGCAUUCAAAGCUACGUCCGGAGCGAAAAUGGUGGCGACCCGAAGCCUGCAACUCACCGUGAAGAAAACGACUCGACAACAAAAAACUCUCGAAGGCCAGCUCGUGAUGGUCAAAGAUGGAGAGCGAACGGCAAUUUCUUCUCGUGUUGCUGAACUCGAUCAGAUUAUGCCGCAAUACCUCGGUGUGUCGAAAGCGAUCCUCGACUCUGUGAUUUUCUGCCAUCAAGAUGAAAGUCUUUGGCCAAUGAGCGAACCCUCCGUACUCAAGAGGAAAUUUGACGAAAUUUUCGAGGCUAUGAAGUAUACGAAAGCAAUCGACAACAUCAAAGCAUUGAGGAAGAAGCAGAACGAAGAACUGGCCAAAUUUAAAAUCAUGGAACAGCAUUCAAAGGAAGACAAAGAUAAGGCAGAUCGCGCAGAGAAACGAUCGAUCAAAUUGCAAGAGGAAAUUGAAGCAUUGCGAGAGGAAACGCACCAGAUCUCCCAAGAAAUGCGAAAUGCCGCCGAAUUAGCAGAUAAAGCCUGGAAAGAGUCCGAAAGCUAUGCGCAGGUCAUCGGAACCCUCGAAGGAAAACGUAUUGAAGCAAGGAGUGUCCAGUCCACGAUCGACAAUUUGAAGCGACAUCUCGUCGAAAUUGAUGAGUCUGAUGAGUGGCUACAUUCCACUCUUGAGCAUUUUGAGUCCAAGCAGCUCGAAUACCAACAACAGGAAGACGCUCAAAAAGAAAGAUACAUGGACAUCAAGGAACAAAUUGAGUCAACCCGCGACCAGCUAGGAUUGAAACAGGCAGAAGUUGGCAAAAAUGAAAAUGACAAGGAUCAAUUUGAACGUCAAAUUGGACGUCGGGAAAACAUGAUCAAAGAGUUCGCACGAGAGAACAAUAUUCGUGGGUUCGACGAUUCUUUGGACGAGUUCAAGAUCGACGAGUUCAUGCAGAGAAUGCAAAGGAUGGUAAAAGAGCAUACUCAGGCAUUAGAGCGGGUCCGAAAGGAAGGACAAUCCGAAGUACGAGAGACUCAAAACAUUCUCAAUCAGAUUGCGCAGCGAAAGUCCGCCUUCCAAGAGGCCAAGAAUGUUGCGAGAAGACAGAUAUCCGACAACGACAGAGAAGCAGCAUCAGUACAAGCCCGUUUGAACGAAAUUGACGUAGACGAAGGUACGGUUGCUGUUCUCGAGUCGCAAAAGGAGGAGGUCCAAUCACGGCUUGAAAAACUGAAACAAGCUUCUCGUGGUGCAACAUGGGAUAAAGAUCUCCAAGAUGCCAACACUGAGCUUAGAUCCCUUGAGGACGAAAGCACCAAGCUCAAUCAAGAGCUUAUUGCAGGGACUAAAAAGGCUGGUGAUCUGGCUAGAUUCGCACAUAUAAAGAAGGAACUCAAAGAUCGCGAGCGCCAACUAGAGACUAUGUCAGGCGCGCACGGAGAUCGUCUUUCGCAGUUGGUGAGCGAACAAUGGAGCCCGGAAAACCUUGAGCUUGAGUACCAGAAUGUCGUAGCGGAUGUCUCAAAUAGCAUGGCGUUGGCUGAACGCAGUCGCGAUGGCAUUGGAAGAGAGCUUGAUCAGGUUGAGUUCAAGCUGAAAGAGUGCAGAACAGCGCUUGAGCAGCGGAAAAAAGAACGUGACCUAUGUGUGAAGAAAAUUCGCGAUGCAAUUGACGAUGACCCUACUGAGUACCCUGACAUCUUGCAAACAAGACAGAAUCAUAUGGACCAAACCAGGAAGGAUGUUGAGCAAUUCGCGGGCAUGCACGAAUAUUUCAACAUGUGUCUUGAAGCACUCGACCAGAAAAAAAUGUGUAGAACAUGCAUGAGGCCUUUCAAGAACGAAACCGAAAUGCGAACAUUCAAGAACAGACUAGAAGGUCUUAUCAAAAAGAACUUUUCCUCUUCAGAUGAGGACUUGAAGCAAGCCGAAGAAGAAUAUGAAAGUGCUCGAAUGGUAAAUGCCGAUUACGACACCUGGCUACGCCUAACAGAGACAGCAAUCCCUGAACUCGAAAAGAACCAGGAACAAUAUCAAGGUCAGAAGGAGGAAAUCUUGAAGAAACUGGAAAGCCACGAUACCACCGUCGACGAACGAGCGGAGAAGAAGCGAGAAAUCGAAUCUCUUUCCCGCACUGUAACGUCUAUAGUUCGUAUCGACAACGAAAUCAAAUCCCUACGUUCUCAAAUAGAAGAAGUUUCGUCUAAGCAACAGCAGGCCGACUCAUCGCGGGUCUUGGAAGACAUUCAGAAUGACAUCGCAGCAAUUGGCGAAAAGUCACGAGCAAUCAAGCUUACCAUUUCCAAGCUUUCUUCGGAGAAGGAUCAGUCUCGAGAUGACCUUAACAAGGCGGAAUUGGCGCUUAGAGACGUGCAGAGCAGCCUUGCCAAUGCUAGCCAUCAGCUUGAGAAAAAAACCGGCCUUCUCGCUCGCGUCGAAGAGUAUAAAAAGUCGAACGUAAAACAAAGAGAGUCGAUUGAGAAGGCCGAUCGUGACAUUGACGAGCUAGAGCCGGAGAUUGCUAAAGCUCAGACAAAGCUUGAUGAUAUCAGUCGACGUGCUGAAUCCAAAGAACGAGAGCUCCAACAAGCUUUGACACAUCUGUCUGACCGCGUGCAUCAACUCAACCUCGCCAAUGAUGAAAUUAAGUCGUACGUUGAUCGUGGUGGCCCAGAACAGCUGAACAAGAGCAGAAAGGAGCUAGACAAUAUCCAGCAAGAGAUCAGGAAACUGGAAGAGCAACAAGGUGAAAUCACACGCGAAAUCAACAAGAUAUCCGCCCAGCUCAAAGACAGUGACAACACUAGAAGGCAGUAUUCAGACAAUUUAUCUUAUCGUCAAUCAUGCCGACUACUAGAGGAGGUUCAAGACGAGAUACGGCAACUUGAGGAACAAAAUGCAGAAAUUGACCGGAGUCGGUUCAAGGAAGAGUCAGAGCGAUGGACACGAAAGCACAAUGCCCUUGCUGCUCAGCAAGCAAGUAAAAUGGGCGAGAUGAAGUCGAAAGAUGAUCAGCUCUUACAAUUACUUGCGGAUUGGAAUACCGAUUACAAAGAUGCGGCUGCUAACUACAAGGAAGCGCACAUCAAAGUGGAAACCACCAAGGCAGCGGUUGACGACCUUGGUCGGUAUGGAGGAGCAUUGGACAAAGCUAUCAUGAAAUACCACAGUCUCAAGAUGGAGGAGAUCAACCACAUUGUCGAGGAGCUUUGGCAACGAACCUACCGAGGUACUGACGUGGAUACCAUCUUGAUUAGAUCUGAUAACGAGAACGCCAAGGGAAACCGUUCCUACAACUACCGCGUCUGCAUGGUCAAACAAGGAGCAGAAAUGGACAUGCGUGGUCGUUGCAGUGCCGGUCAAAAGGUUCUCGCUAGUAUCAUCAUUCGUCUUGCGUUGGCCGAAUGCUUUGGCGUCAAUUGCGGCCUCAUUGCACUUGAUGAGCCAACAACAAACUUGGAUAGGGACAAUAUCCGCUCUCUGGCCGAAUCGUUGCAUGACAUUAUCAAGACUCGCCAGCAGCAAGCAAACUUUCAAUUGAUUGUCAUUACGCAUGACGAGGAGUUUCUGCAUCACAUGCAGUGUGCUGACUUUAGUGACUAUUACUAUCGGGUUUCGCGAAAUGAGCGACAGAAGUCCAUUAUUGAGAGACAGUCUAUUGCUGAGAACAAAGCCAUGGAUCAAGCACACGCUAGGGCCCUUGAAGCCCUUCAGCCCUUCAUCCAUCUAACGACAUCAUCAACAGCCUCCUCCCCUCGCUUCGUCGCCAACAUAAUCUCAAACGCAACCUCAAACCCAAACACAUACGUCUUUGCUGAGCUAUUGGAGACUCCAGCUGUGCAGGCCCUCGGCUCAACAGAUACUCCUGAAGAGUUUCGCGGUUAUUUGAAGUUGCUUGAGAUAUUCGCUUGGGGGACGUGGCAGGAGUAUCAAGAAACACCCGGCCUACCAGCUCUCAACGAUGAACAAGCUCUCAAACUCCGCCUUCUGUCCCUCCUCACCUUAUCCAGCACAAUUCGCCCCCUCACCUACCAGGCCCUGAUGCAAGCCCUCUCAAUCCCUUCCGCUGCCAAACUCGAGUCCCUCGUCACAACAGCCAUCUACUCAUCUCUCAUCGUCGCACGACUCUCGCCCGCCACAAACCCGCCCACCGUCAACGUCACAGCCGUCGCUCCACUACGCGAUGUCCGACCUCAGACUGUCUCAACUCUGAUCUCGAUCCUGUCUGAAUGGGAGGGUCGUUGCGGGGAUAUCAUCAAUGGCAUCGAAGCUGAGAUUGCGAAGAUCAAAGAUCAGACGAUCAGAAACGGCGUGACGGAUCGACAGCGUACUGAAGCUCUUGAGAAGGCUGUUAUUGCCGCUGCUGAUGCGGAUGGGGAUGAUACUGUUGCCGGUUUUCGUGGCGUUGGCAGAAACUCUAAACAUGGUCUUCGCUCUGGCAGAGGCGGUGGUGUCAGACCCAGUAGUUCCUCUGCUGCUGCGGCGGCGGCGGGUGGCAGUGGCAGUGGGAGUGGCAGUAACAGCAACAAACGCGAAUACAGCGGCGAUGAUCUAGAGGAUGAAGAUAAUGGGUAUUUCGACAAUGGGAGCGAUGGUGGGUUGGAUGUGUAUGGUGGUUCGCGCAUGGAGAUUGAUGAAGGUGCUGGUGCUGGUGCUAGUGCUGGGAGAGGGGGUGGUGCGAGCAGGCAGUCAAAGAGAUUGCUUGGUGUGGGCAGGAAGACUUGA
Talaromyces amestolkiae is the source of this 5007-nucleotide messenger RNA. RefSeq lists its product as uncharacterized. Lineage: Eukaryota; Fungi; Ascomycota; Eurotiomycetes; Eurotiales; Trichocomaceae. Gene Ontology annotation, cellular component: condensed nuclear chromosome; Mre11 complex; nucleus. The record is from RefSeq and is a predicted model, not a curated record. Gene Ontology annotation, molecular function: double-stranded telomeric DNA binding; G-quadruplex DNA binding; single-stranded telomeric DNA binding. The transcript is spliced from 7 exons. Gene Ontology annotation, biological process: telomere maintenance via recombination; chromosome organization involved in meiotic cell cycle; telomere maintenance via telomerase. The coding region runs from base 1 to 5007 and encodes 1668 amino acids.